UAGCUUUAGGUGUAACAUAACAUUAAUUAGCUAAGCAAUAAUUAUGUCAAAGGAAGGGCCACAGGUAAAUAGUAGGAGAAACGUGUGUGUGUGCGUGAGAGAGAGAGAGAGAGAGAGAGAGAGUGCGCGCGCGCGCGCGUUUAGGACCGAGCGCGUGUGUCUCGUGGCUCUCGAGCGCGAGCACUCUGCACUGUCCUCGUUCCCGCGCGCGGCGGUUGCUUACAGGUGGGCUCUGUGGGAAAGCGGGAAUACGCCCGAGCUGGUUUGGGAUUAAAAACAACUAUACUAAGAUAGAGGAAGGACUUUACGGCCGUGAAACAGUUGCGUCCGUGCGCACAUCUUCCCUCAUCAGAUUCUCCUGUGCAGAAGCGAGGAGAGACGCUCCUCAGUCCUCGGCAGGUCCUGUUCAGAAAUGUAUGGCCGAUAUAUUCGUUCCUAUGGAUUCUUGAUCUACUUGAUGUUAAAUGGAGUCUGGCAGACAAGGUCAAAAUCAGAUGUGUCUGGGUCAGAGGCUUUUAAAAACAACAUCACACUUUUUACAAGGAUCCUGGACCGACUGCUGGAUGGCUAUGAUAACAGGCUGAGACCGGGUCUUGGAGAUCGAGUGACAGAGGUAAAGACUGAUAUAUACGUGACCAGUUUUGGGCCAGUAUCGGAUGCAGACAUGGAGUACACAGUGGACGUGUUCUUCCGCCAGCGCUGGACAGAUGAGCGCCUGAAGUUCCACGGGCCAAUGAACAUCCUACGGCUCAAUAAUCUGAUGGCCAGUAAGAUCUGGACCCCUGACACUUUCUUCCACAAUGGCAAGAAGUCUGUGGCUCAUAACAUGACUAUGCCAAACAAAUUACUGCGGAUCAUGGAAAAUGGGACACUACUUUACACCAUGAGGCUGACUGUGCAGGCAGAAUGUCCAAUGCAUUUGGAGGACUUCCCCAUGGACUCUCAUUCAUGUCCACUGAAGUUUGGCAGCUAUGCAUAUACUCUGACAGAGGUGACCUAUGUUUGGACACGAAAUGCCACGCUUUCAGUAGAGGUGGCUCCAGACGGAUCAAGGUUGAACCAGUAUGACUUGAGGGGCCAAACUGUUGGCAAAGAAACGAUUAAAUCCAGUACUGGGGAAUAUACAGUGAUGACAGUUCAUUUCCAUCUGAAGAGGAAGAUUGGGUACUUUGUUAUCCAAACUUACUUGCCCUGCAUCAUGACUGUCAUUUUGUCCCAGGUCUCCUUCUGGCUUAACCGUGAAUCAGUACCUGCUCGAACAGUUUUUGGUGUGACUACAGUGCUCACAAUGACCACUCUGAGUAUCAGUGCUCGUAACUCAUUGCCUAAAGUAGCCUAUGCCACUGCGAUGGACUGGUUCAUUGCUGUGUGCUAUGCCUUUGUCUUCUCUGCCCUCAUUGAGUUUGCAACAGUCAACUAUUUCACCAAACGCGGCUGGGCCUGGGAUGGCAAGAGCAUUCUUAAUGACAAGAAAAAAGAGGGCUCUGUUAUGAAGAAGAACAAUGCUUAUGCAGUCGCUGUGGCAAACUAUGCUCCCCACAUCGGUAAGGAUUCAACUUUGCCCACCGUUUCCAAGAGUGCUCCAGCAGAGCCCACUAAAGCUCAGCCCGUGGCUAAAGAGAGCAAGAAGACCUUCAACAGCGUAAGCAAGAUCGACCGCAUGUCCCGCAUCAUCUUCCCUGUGCUUUUUGGCAGCUUCAACCUCGUCUACUGGGCUACAUAUCUCAACAGAGAACCUGUCAUUAAGAACAUGGUUCCCUCUCACUGACCAUUCUAUUAAAUAUGAAUAUACACACACGCACACAUGCACAAAGACGCACAUAUUAAAACAUUGCUUAGCUUUUGUACCUGUUUAGUAUAGUGUAACGCUUGCCAUUUUUGUCUUACUAUUGAAAGUUUAUACCAUGUACCAUGUCCAUCGUUUUAGAUUUUCACUGCCAGACCAAUAUUCAGAAUGAUAACAUGCCUUUUUAUUCGGUAAAGACUGUUGAUUAAAAUUACUUUUUUUAUUUUAUUUUAUUAGACAAAGAUAAAGCAUUUUUCUUACAAGAUUCAGUAUUUUCAUUUAAUUUUUAAUUUUACCUGUUUCCUUCCAAAGUAAUAGAAUCUAUAUAUAAUAAGAAGAGUAGAUCAUCUCUUACACCAUUGUGGCAAUUUGAGUAGAGUAAGUCAAAUAUAUGGAUUUCUCCCUUGACACCCCCCCCCCCCCCCCUCCACCCACACACAUUUUUAAAUGCAUAUAAUAUACUGAGACGGCAGGAUGAGAAUGCUUAAGUUCACAUUCAGUUGACUAAAUGUUGUUAGGAGGAAGGAAGAAGGCUGUCACCCUUUCCUCUCAGUAAAAGCACUGCCAAUUAUAUCCUUAAGUGCCAAGGAUGGCACAUGGCACAGCUGGGACUUUAAUAUUAGAUGUAGUUUGUAUAGUCAUUCUUAGAAUUAUUUAUCAUUCCCUUACUUGAAUGUAGUGUUAAAACGAAAACAACUCAGCACUCUGUCUGGGCCUGUAUCACUUAGAUGCAUUUAAUGCAAACAAUGUAUUGCAAAUGUUUUUCGAAUGAAUUUCUUACACUUUCUUUAUACAUUUUAAGAUUGAUACAAUUAUCAUACAUAAAUAUGUUAAAAUAAAUUAUGUUAGACAGAGCAAUCUAUUAUAUCUAUCUAUUAUAACAAUUUAGCAUGAGUGCACACUAGCACAUUUCUGGCUCCCCAUGUAGCAUUUUCAAACAAAAUGUGGAACUUUAUAUAUUUUUAAAUCAGUUUAUGAAACUGAAACACACUACUGACUUUGUUCUCUUGGACAAGACAAAACAUUUUAGCUGGAGUGUUUUAUUUUUCUAUUAAAACAAUGAUACAGUACAUCAAUGAUGUAUGUAUGUCCUACUCAGCCACUGUUUACUGUAUAAUUUGUCUGAAAAACUUUAAUAUGGUGAUUUGGUUUAAAUCCCUUUAAAUCACCAUCUCUCAUAAUAUACGUAGAUGUGUGUUAUUUACAAAUGCUCACUGUGAAUUGUUAACAGUAUAGUGAAAUUUGCACUGUUUUCUUUGUAGCCACUUUCUACACACUCAGUACAGCAAAUGUUUUACAGUGCUGAAAAAUUGUACUCAAUCCUGUAAUUCAGCCUAUUGGAGUUGUAGCUAGCUGACUGUGGUACAUGUAGCAAAAGAUUUAUUUCAUUGCUGACUGGUCACUGUUUUCAGAAAAUGACUUGUAUAGAUUUAAAGGUACGUGCAAAUAUAACACCAGCUGAUAAUGCUAUAAAACUGUCUUUAUUCAUUUAUUUAUUUAUUUUUUUUUGAGUAGCAAAGAAAAUGGAGUAUCUAGUGCCGCUGAAAAAGUAAGAAAAAUGUCCUAAUUAUAGAAGAGACAGCAUUAGAUGUAUAAUCAGAUUUGGUUAAAUACCUCAAAAUAGGAGAUUUCUAGACCUGGCACAACUAACAGGAACCCUCCAGAUAUUUCUAAUGUUUUUCUUCAGGCUUUUUAUGAGACCUGUUUUCUUAUUAUUAGACAACCUGUUAUUUUAACUGUUAUUCUGAGUAAAAGGUUUCUCUGCCGCAGUAUAGGUGUAUGAAUGAACUGCAGCCUCACUAACAGCACCUUUCUUUGAGCUGCACUGCUCCAAGUGUCCUGCCUUCAGGGAGUGGAGUGUUUACACGGUAAACCUGAUUUACUUCUCUGUGUGUUUGUGCUGUUGGGGAGCGGGGUGCAGAAGAUUACUUGCAAUUUGCCAGUAAGAUGCUACAACAGUAUUGUAAAAUAUUUAAAUAAU
Molecule: messenger RNA, 3767 nt
Organism: Ictalurus punctatus (channel catfish)
Lineage: Eukaryota; Metazoa; Chordata; Actinopteri; Siluriformes; Ictaluridae
Gene: gabra2a
Product: gamma-aminobutyric acid type A receptor subunit alpha2a
Exons: 10
Coding region: 413-1768 (451 amino acids)
Biological process (GO): synaptic transmission, GABAergic; monoatomic ion transmembrane transport; gamma-aminobutyric acid signaling pathway
Cellular component (GO): neuron projection; GABA-A receptor complex; synapse
Molecular function (GO): GABA-A receptor activity; transmitter-gated monoatomic ion channel activity involved in regulation of postsynaptic membrane potential; inhibitory extracellular ligand-gated monoatomic ion channel activity
Source: RefSeq, a predicted model, not a curated record